UCUUGUAACUCAUGUUACCGACCCAGCUCUGUUUUCUUUGUAUAGCAAAAUUGGUUAUAGUUUUCUCGUACUUUUUUUACCCCCUGAACCAUUAAACAGUUCAAUUUCUCUCAGAGCCUAGGCCCUAGGUUUAGGAGGCGUAGAUUUAUGCAAAUUACCCCAAUACCACCCGCUAUAUCCAUUUCUGUAAAUCCAAUUUUUUUUCAAUAUCAUUUUCUCAUCUCAAUUUAAAACCAUUUUAAUUGAAUAUUGAUUAUUUUAAAGGGAUGGAUAAGAAAAAGGUUGCCGUUCCGCUUGUAUGCCACGGCCAUUCUAGGCCCGUAGUGGAUCUGUUUUACAGUCCUAUUACUCCCGAUGGAUUUUUCCUCAUCAGUGCUAGCAAGGAUUCUACUCCCAUGCUCAGAAAUGGAGAGACUGGAGAUUGGAUAGGGACGUUUGAAGGUCACAAGGGUGCGGUGUGGAGUUGCUGCCUGGAUACCAAUGCUAUGCGUGCUGCAUCUGGUUCUGCCGAUUUUAGUGCGAAAGUAUGGGAUGCAUUAACUGGAGACGAGUUGCACUCAUUUGAGCACAAGCACAUCGUUCGAGCUUGUGCUUUUUCCGAGGAUACUCAUCUUCUAUUGACUGGAGGAGUGGAGAAAAUCCUUCGUAUUUUUGAUUUGAAUCGUCCAGAUGCACCUCCAAGAGAAGUGGAUAGAUCUCCUGGUUCAGUCAGAACUGUUGCAUGGCUCCAUAGUGAUCAGACAAUGUUAAGCUCUUGCUCUGACAUGGGCGGUGUCAGGUUAUGGGAUGUAAGAAGUGGUAAGAUAGUUCAAACACUCGAGACCAAGUCAUCUGUGACCAGUGCUGAAGUGAGUCAAGAUGGUCGGUAUAUCACAACUGCUGAUGGGUCAACAGUUAAAUUCUGGGAUGCAAACCAUUUUGGGCUUGUGAAGAGCUACAACAUGCCAUGCACAAUAGAAUCAGCUUCAUUGGAACCAAAGUAUGGGAAUAAGUUCAUUGCUGGGGGAGAAGAUAUGUGGAUUCGUGUUUUUGAUUUCCACACUGGUGAUGAGAUAGCAUGCAAUAAAGGCCACCAUGGUCCUGUACACUGUGUGCGCUUCUCACCGGGAGGGGAAUCAUAUGCCUCAGGAUCAGAGGAUGGAACCAUUAGAAUAUGGCAGACAGGCCCUUUGACUCAUGAUAAUACUGAAGCUGUACCAGCAAAUGGUUCAGUUGGAAAGGUUAAGGUAACUGCAGAAGAGGUUUCGCGCAAGAUUGAAGGUUUCCAUAUUGCAGAUGAGGGGAAGACUAAAGAGAAAGAAGAAGCAGGAAAUGAGUGAUAAGGCCAAUCACAUUUCUCAUCAUUUUGUUUCGCAUAAUGUUCAGAUCUCUUAGAUAUUAUAUAUAGAGACUAAACCAGAAUUUUUUCAUAGUUUCUUGUUAAUGAUGCAUUAAAUAGAUAUAGUCUGGACCAAAUGUCGUGUACAAGUUCUGCUUGCCUCUGAAAUUGAAUUAUGGACCUUUUAAUUUUGCAUGUUUAGACUUAUAAGCACUGUGUACAGUGGAAUGCAGCAAGGAUCUCUACGGGUAUACUUCAAUCAGGAACUAUCUCCAACUGAAGUUGUUAACAUUUUAACAGUUAGCCUGAC
This is a messenger RNA of Pistacia vera, 1628 nucleotides long. RefSeq names its product serine-threonine kinase receptor-associated protein-like. The record is from RefSeq and is a predicted model, not a curated record. Gene Ontology annotation, molecular function: protein binding; RNA binding. Gene Ontology annotation, biological process: spliceosomal snRNP assembly. NCBI's taxonomy places the organism in Eukaryota, Viridiplantae, Streptophyta, Magnoliopsida, Sapindales, Anacardiaceae. The coding region runs from base 267 to 1319 and encodes 350 amino acids. The transcript is spliced from 7 exons. Gene Ontology annotation, cellular component: SMN complex.